GCACCUGUGUUUUCAAUUACAACAGUCCCACCUCAUCAAGUGGUGGUAAUUAUUAAACAUUACAAUACACUACUAAACAAAACUAACAAAAUUAGAACAAUUUAAUUUGAUUUAGUGCGCUUUAAAGUGUUUACCAAUAAUAUUUAAUUUUAAGGUGGAAAAAACCAUAAUCUCGUUAUCAAAAUGACACUAAUUGAUGCAGCCGGGGCUGAAUUUGCCUCUGGUCCAAGUCCAGUUUUUUCAGCAACUAGUGUAUUAUAUUUCUUAUUAGCACCAGCAAUAGCAUUAUAUUUAUUAUAUUGGCGAUUAUCACGUAAUCAUAUGUUAAAAUUAGCUGAAAAAAUUCCAGGACCAACAGGUUACCCAAUCAUUGGUAAUGCAUUAGAUUUAAUUGGAAAAUCACCUGACAUAUUCAAACACGUAUACGCACGUAGUUUUGAGUUUGGAAGUGUUGUAAGACUAUGGAUUGGACCAAAAUUAGUUGUUUUCUUAACCGAUCCACGUGAUGUUGAAGUUAUUUUAAGUAGCCAUGUUUAUAUUGAUAAAUCAUCCGAAUAUCGAUUCUUCCAACCUUGGUUGGGUAACGGUCUUCUUAUUUCUACAGGUCCAAAAUGGCGUGCCCAUCGUAAAUUGAUUGCACCAACAUUCCAUUUGAAUGUAUUGAAGAGUUUCAUCGAUUUAUUCAAUGCAAACAGUCGUGCUGUAUGUGCUAAAAUGUUAAAAGAAGCUGGAAAAACUUUCGAUUGUCACGAUUACAUGAGCGAAUGUACUGUUGAAAUUCUAUUAGAAACUGCCAUGGGUGUAAGCAAAAAUACACAAGAAAGUGGUUAUGAUUAUGCUAUGGCUGUCAUGAAGAUGUGCGAUAUCUUACAUUUACGUCACACAAAAUUCUGGUUACGUCCUGAUUGGUUAUUCAACUUAACACGUCACGGUAAAACUCAAGUAGCACUUUUAGAUACAAUCCACAGUUUAACACGAAAAGUAAUUAAACGCAAGAAGGAAGACUUCAAAAAUAAGAAAGUAACACCAGUUGAAAUUAAAAAAGAAGUUGAAGAAGUUACACACAGUGACACAAAAGGUGCUGUUGACGGUUUAUCAUAUGGGCAAUCAGCUGGAUUACGUGACGAUUUGGAUGUAGAUGAUAAUGAUGUUGGUGAAAAGAAACGUAUGGCUUUCUUGGACUUAAUGAUUGAAGCAUCACAAAAUGGAGUCAAUAUUACCGAUGAAGAAAUUAAAGAACAAGUUGAUACAAUUAUGUUUGAAGGUCAUGACACAACUGCCGCUGGAAGUAGUUUCUUCUUGUCAAUGAUGGGAAUCCAUCAACAUAUUCAAGACAAAGUUAUCCAAGAACUUGACGGAAUCUUUGGUGAUUCAGAUCGUCCAGCCACAUUCGCUGACACACUUGAAAUGAAAUACUUAGAAAGAUGUUUAAUGGAAACUUUACGUUUGUACCCACCAGUACCAAUUAUUGCCAGACAAUUAAAUGAAGAUCUUAAACUAGCAUCAGCCCCAUAUGUUCUCCCAGCUGGAUGUACCGUUGUAGUAGGAACAGUAAAAUUACAUCGUCGUGAAGAAAUCUAUCCAAAUCCAGAUGAAUUCAACCCAGACAAUUUCUUACCAGAAAAAACAGCAAACCGUCAUUACUACGCAUUUGUGCCAUUCUCAGCUGGACCACGAUCAUGUGUCGGUCGUAAAUAUGCUAUGCUUAAAUUGAAAAUUUUACUAUCAACAAUUUUACGUAAUUUCCGUGUAAAAUCUGACUUAAAAGAGAAAGAUUUCCAAUUGCAAGCUGAUAUUAUAUUAAAACGUGCCGAAGGUUUCCAAGUACGUCUUGAACCACGCAAAAGAACAGCCAAAGCUUAAUUAUUUCUUAAGUAAUAUAAAUAAGAAAAACUCAAGUUGUACAAAAUUUUAGUCACAAAAAAAAAGAACGAAAUAGUUUUCACUUUCACAUAAGUUAAGACUGUUAAAAACAAAUUUUAUUUGUACUAUUAAAAUAAUUUAUUUAAAAAUAUAAGCAAACUACAUGAACAUUCAAAUAUUCAAGUUACAAUUUUUUUUUGGCUGCUGUAAAUAAUACUUAUUUAUGUGU
This is a messenger RNA of Chrysoperla carnea, 2092 nucleotides long. RefSeq names its product cytochrome P450 4g15-like. Lineage: Eukaryota; Metazoa; Arthropoda; Insecta; Neuroptera; Chrysopidae. The coding region runs from base 184 to 1863 and encodes 559 amino acids. The record is from RefSeq and is a predicted model, not a curated record. The transcript has 5 exons. Gene Ontology annotation, molecular function: monooxygenase activity; heme binding; oxidoreductase activity, acting on paired donors, with incorporation or reduction of molecular oxygen.